AAUCGCACAAAUAGAAUGUAGAAACGUUAAAUAAAAAGUUCAAAAAUAUAAAAAUGGAUUAAAAUAGAUUAUUUUUUUUUGAUAUUGCGGUCUAUAUCGUGUUUUAACUUAGUGUUUAGUUACUUAGAUUUUUUUUAAAAUUAUAUUUACAAAAUGAGUACGUAUGAGAACAACGUAUUGUACAGGCCGCUUAUCUCAAGUGGCAACGGCAACAGUUUUGCAACAUUAAUAUUUAAUUGGAUCAAACACAUCAAAGUCUACAAAAUAAUAUGCCUAAUUCUGGUUCUGCUGUUUGUGAUUCCCAUGCUAGCUCAUUAUUACAUAUUAAAUAUGGAACCCGGAGUUAACGAAACCGAAACUCAUCAUUCUCGAUCUCAAUUAGAUGUUUAUGAGGAUAUAAGUAAUUUACGUGCAUCCGAUUUAAAAUUGCGCAUCGAAGAAAUGCUGCGGAUAAAGAGCACCGUUUCAUUAGAAUUGCGUGAAUUAGAGUCUCGUCGACAGAAGCUCCAGACCGACAUUAGUUUGUAUAAUCAAAAAAUCGACGAAAUUAAACAGGAUGUACUACGACAGCAAACCGAAUUGGAUCGUUUAAAAAUUUCCGUGGAACAAGCGCAAGUGGCACAACGCGAAGCUGUGCAACGAAAUACUCCCGAAUUGGCACUGCCAAAGCCAAUCUAUGCCGGAAAAUUACCUGCAAAAAAUCCGUCCCCAACUCAUGCCGAAUCACGUAAUUGUAAAAUGAGUACAUGUUUCGAUCAUUCACGAUGUAGUCUUACAUCCGGGUUCCCAGUUUAUCUCUACAAUCCAGACGAAAUUCAGAUAAUUAAUGAUGGAUUCGACAUAGAUGGUUUUCUUAAGACAACAAUAAAAGACGUGUUUAGUCAAAAUGCGCAUAUGACCAAUGAUCCGAAUAAAGCGUGCGUUUUCUUAGUGCUUGUAGGCGAAGCACUAUCAGACGAUGAAAUUAUGCGCAACAAUCGGUAUUCGAUUCCGAAUGAGAGCAUUUCACCGUUAAAAAGUCCACUGAAUACGACAAAUUUGAAAAACCUUGCGUAUUGGGGCGGUGACGGACGAAAUCAUAUACUCAUCAAUUUGGCUCGACGCGAUUUGAGCGUCGGUUCAGGUAAUGUAUUCCGUAAUCAAUAUACGGAUCGAGCAAUAGUUAUACAAUCAGCAUUUGAUGAGCACCAAUAUCGAAGUGGAUUCGAUUUAAUUGUGCCACCAAUUUUGGGUCCGCCCAACGGUGAUGUUUGGCAGGAAUGUUCACCAAUUGUACCGGCUCGCCGAAAAUACUUACUCUCAUUUCAAGGUGAAAUGAAAUCACAAAACGAGACAAACAGUUUGAAUCAAAAUCAAAACGAAGAAAUAACACUGAACAAUUUCAUUAUUGAGCAUUUGAAGCAGAUUUCAAAUGGAAAAAGUCUCGAUAAAUUUCUUUUGCAAUUUGAAUGCAAUCCAGCGACCGAACAAAAAGCGGAUCGAACCGAAGUGCGUGACUGGAUGUUGUGCGGAACUGAUUCAUCGAGAAAAGCAAUAUUAAAAGACUCAACAUUUAGUUUAAUAUUUUCGCCGGGCAGUGGAGAGGUGAGCUCAACAUUAUUGCAGGCUCGAUUGUAUGAAUCGUUACGCUCUGGUGCCAUUCCGGUUAUUUUGGGAGCUGAUCAUAUUGUGUUACCUUAUGAGGAGGUGAUUGAUUGGCGUCGAAUUGCAAUAAUGUUACCAAGAGCACGAAUCACGGAAAUGCAUUUCUUACUUCGAGCCAUUCCGGACAAUGAUUUAUUGGCGAUGCGACGUCAAGGACGAGUGAUUUGGGAACGAUACUUUAGCACAGUUCAAGCAACAAUCGACACAAUUAUAGCAUACGUACGAAAUAGAUUGAAUAUUCCACCGAAAGCAAUAAAAUCAUAUAAAUCACAAAGUGUUUUCAAUUCAACAUUUAUACCAUUGAAAGCUGAACCACCGGUGUUGGAUGCCGAACCAGAAGAAUCGUUGGGACCAAUUGAACCGCCAUACCCGAGUCCGGCAUACAAACGAAACUAUACGAUUACACAAUACAAGGAUUCAUGGAACGAUUGGCUUGAUCCAUUCUCGCUGUAUCCGCAGCUUCCGUUUGAUCCGGUUUUGCCAUCCGAUGCUAAAUUUAUUGGCUCACACAUGGGCUUUAGGCCGAUCGGCAAGGGUUUAGGGGGUGCUGGCAAAGAAUUCUCCGAAGCCCUUGGCGGUAAUUAUCCACGUGAACAGUUUACAAUUGUAAUGUUAACAUAUGAACGUGAACAAGUGUUAAUGGAUUCAUUGGGUCGACUGUAUGGACUACCAUAUUUGCACAAAGUCGUGGUGGUAUGGAAUUCACCAAAACCGCCACUAGAAGAUUUACGUUGGCCAGACAUUGGUGUAGAAGUAAGCAUUGUGCGAGGUUCAAAGAAUUCGUUAAACAAUCGUUUUUUACCCUUCGAUGUGAUUGAAACUGAGGCCAUCCUAUCCGUUGACGACGAUGCACAUUUGCGACAUGAUGAAAUUCUAUUCGGCUUUCGAGUCUGGAGAGAACAUAGGGAGCGAGUCGUAGGCUUUCCUGGCCGAUAUCACGCUUGGGACGUAAAUAGUAAUUCUGCAUGGAAUUAUAACUCAAACUAUAGCUGUGAACUGAGCAUGGUGUUGACUGGUGCGGCUUUUUUUCAUAAAUACUACACAUAUCUCUAUACGUAUACCCUGCCGCAGGCGAUUCGAGACAAAGUCGAUGAGUUCAUGAAUUGUGAGGAUAUUGCAUUGAAUUUCCUUGUGUCGCAUAUCACACGCAAACCACCCGUUAAGGUUACUUCACGUUGGACUUUCCGAUGUCCAGGGUGCCCGAUUUCGCUCAGCGAGGACGAUACACAUUUUCAGGAACGACACAAAUGUAUCAAUUUCUUUUCGCAAAUAUUUGGAUACAUGCCAUUACUUAACACACAAUUUAGAGCCGAUUCAAUACUAUUCAAAACACGAAUACCACACGACAAGCAAAAAUGUUUCAAGUACAUUUAAACGGCGUUAUUUUUAGUUUUUUUCUUUAAGUUUUAAACUUUUUUAAGUUUUUUUUAAGUUUUUUUUUAUUUUAUUUUUUAUUAAAUGUGAAAACUGUGUAAAUCAAUGUCAAUGUUCAAUGUGACCGAUAAAUAUAUGUUAUUACCAUAUCGAUGAUGUAGGUGCCAUACUUAGGAGUCAGGUGUCUAUUUAUAAAAAAUAAUAAUAUUCACGAUGAAUAAAUACAUAUAUUAA
Contarinia nasturtii (swede midge) is the source of this 3252-nucleotide messenger RNA. It is a transcript of the gene botv, whose product is annotated as exostosin-3. The record is from RefSeq and is a predicted model, not a curated record. Bases 154 to 3018 code for a protein of 954 amino acids. Gene Ontology annotation, molecular function: glycosyltransferase activity. Gene Ontology annotation, cellular component: membrane. The transcript has 6 exons. NCBI's taxonomy places the organism in Eukaryota, Metazoa, Arthropoda, Insecta, Diptera, Cecidomyiidae.